This is a messenger RNA of Nanorana parkeri, 945 nucleotides long. RefSeq names its product olfactory receptor 6N2-like. Gene Ontology annotation, cellular component: membrane. Gene Ontology annotation, biological process: G protein-coupled receptor signaling pathway. NCBI's taxonomy places the organism in Eukaryota, Metazoa, Chordata, Amphibia, Anura, Dicroglossidae. The coding region runs from base 1 to 945 and encodes 314 amino acids. The record is from RefSeq and is a predicted model, not a curated record. Gene Ontology annotation, molecular function: olfactory receptor activity; G protein-coupled receptor activity. The transcript has a single exon.
AUGUUUUUAAAUAAAACAGUCGAACAAUUUAUAAUAUUAGGUUUUUCCAACACAGGCCAGUUAUGGCCUUUCCUCUUCAGUCUCCUAUUAAUUUCAUAUUUUCUGAUAAUAACUGGCAAUGUGACAAUAUCAGCAUUAAUCUUUGUUGACAGACACCUUCAUGCACCAAUGUACUUUUUUAUUGGUAUGUUGUCUUUUCUUGAGAUAUGGUACACAGCAGUCACAAUUCCUUGUAUGCUUACUAUAAUUUGGAAGGGUAAGACCCAAAUCUCAUUCAAUGAUUGUAUGAUGCAAAUGUACCUCUUUCACUCAUUUGGUAUUACAGGGAACUAUUUACUUAAUGUGAUGGCUUAUGAUCGUAUGGUCGCAAUUUGCAAUCCUCUUCGGUACCAUAACAUAAUGACUUUAAAACGCAGCAAGAUUUUAGUCUCAAGUUGUUGGGCUCUUGGAUUUCUGAGUCCUGUAACACUUCUUAUUUCAGUCUCACAGCUACCAUUUUGUGGUCCAAAUGAAAUAAAUCAUCUCUUCUGUGAUUCAUCUCCUCUUCUAAACUUGGCAUGUACGGAUACAUCCUUUAAUUUCAUUAUCGAUUUUGCUAUUAGCUUGUGCAUGAUAAUCUUGACCUCUCUUUUUCUUAUUGUGACUUAUGUGAGAAUUAUAAUCACCAUACUGAAAAUGAAGUGUAGCAGUGUACAGAAGAAAGCCUUUUCUACAUGCGCUUCUCAUCUUAUCGUUGUUCUUAUCUUCUAUGGAAGUGUAGCAUUUAUGUACAUCAGACCACAAAGUAAUUACACUCCAGAAUAUGACAAACUGGUGGCUAUCAAUUAUUCUGUACUAACGCCACUCUUGAACCCUAUUAUAUAUAGUUUUCGAAACAAAGAAAUCAUAAAUUCAUUGAAAAAGUUACUGCAAGCCAAUAAAUUAUGGUGGAAAUUCUUGAAAUAA